Messenger RNA from Gallus gallus (chicken), 1705 nucleotides. It is a transcript of the gene C1QTNF1, whose product is annotated as C1q and TNF related 1. Bases 162 to 992 code for a protein of 276 amino acids. The record is from RefSeq and is a predicted model, not a curated record. NCBI's taxonomy places the organism in Eukaryota, Metazoa, Chordata, Aves, Galliformes, Phasianidae. The transcript has 4 exons. Gene Ontology annotation, molecular function: protein binding.
GCUUUCCAGAAGUGCAUUUCCGCCCGGCCAUAGGAGGAGAGGAGGCUGUCACAGGGGCAGGCUCUGCCCCACACCGAGGGGGCUGGCAGCGGGCGAUGCCCUAGAGCGGCAAAGGCGGCACGGGGAGAGAGCGGCCCUGCCCCAGAGGGUGCUGCUGCAGCAUGGAGGGGCUUUGGGCACUCAGAGUCCUGCUGCUCUCCUGCCUGCUGCUGCCCAACCCUGUGUGCAGCCAGACCAGCCCCGACCCCGGCCAGCAUCCGGCAGACCCCGAGGAGGUCCCAUCCAAGCACCAGGCAGCCAGGGCCACGCAGGAGCAGAAGGACAGCGGUGUCCAGGAGGGGCUGCCCCCACGGCCCCACUGCGUCCGCUGCUGUGAGCCCCCCGAGCACCGCUUCUCCUACCCCCAGUACCACCCCCAGAUCAACAUGACCAUCUUGAAAGGUGAGAAGGGGGAACGCGGUGAGCGGGGCAUGCAGGGGAAGUUCGGCAAGACGGGGGUGGCCGGCAGCAGGGGCCACACGGGGCCCAAGGGACAGAAGGGCAGCGCGGGUGCCCCGGGGGAGCGCUGCAAGAGCCACUACGCUGCCUUCUCGGUGGGCCGCAAGAAACCCCUGCACAGCAACGACUACUACCAAACCCUCAUCUUCGACACGGAGUUCGUCAACCUCUACGACCACUUCAACAUGUUCACGGGGAAGUUCUACUGCUACGUCCCUGGGAUCUACUACUUCAGCCUGAACGUGCACACCUGGAACCAGAAGGAGACCUACCUGCACAUCAUGCGCAACGGGGCCGAGGUGGUGAUCCUCUACGCGCAGGUGAGCGACCGCAGCAUCAUGCAGAGCCAGAGCGUCAUGCUGGAGCUGCGGGAGCAGGACGAGGUCUGGGUGAGGCUCUACAAGGGUGAGCGCGAGAAUGCGGUCUUCAGUGAUGAAUAUGACACUUACAUCACCUUCAGUGGGCACCUCAUCAAGUACAGCGGGGACCCCUGAGUGCCUACACCCCGAUCUUGCUCCCUGGGGUGGGAGCCUGCAGAGCCCUUGCUGCUCCCCUUCCUGGGCACGCCACUCUCCUUCCAGCUCUCCUACAUACCACUACCCCCAGCUGUGUGAAUACCCCACCCCCAGCCCCCGGAGGUUGAUUGGGUGCACCUGGAGGAGAUGGAGCCGUUUGUAACCUCUGCUGCAUCUCUGACCCAGGGGCUGGCUGCUCACCUGCAGCAGGCAGGGACCUCGUCCCCACCUGUGCGCAGCUCAGGGCAGGGUGUGCUGGGUGUCUGUGGCACUGGCUGUGAGCUGGCACCUGCUGGAGCGAUGGGAGCACCUCCGCUGCCCAACCCCCACCAACGCACUGGAUGAGCAGGGGGAGCAGUAAUAAAGCCACUGAACGUCACUUCUGCAGAGCUGUGUCCCCUGGGCUGGUGCUUCCCCAGGGCAGAGCCACCAGCAGACGGGUGCAGCAGCGCUCCCAUGCCCAUUCCCUCGCUGUGCCACAGCCACAUCUCGAUGCCAGUACCCAGCAGCAGGAGCUGGCUCCCAGCUGCCCGACAUGCAGGGCCUUCAGCCCCAUCCUUCUCAAUGUGGGAUCUGCCGGGCAGGCUUCUUGUUUUUGUAGAUGCAGAGCAGGGCCUGGGGCUGCACACCGCCUCCUGCCGCGUACACUCGUGAUCGCAUUAAACGCCCCACGGGGUCGGUUCCUACUCACA